GAAACAAAGAAAUAUGCUGCCAAUGCUGCCUUAUCACCCAAUAGCUCACUACUUUCUUCUUACUCUAUUUGGCUCCAUUUUAUCUACACAUAUUCAUGCAUGCACCUCAAGUGAAAGUACCUCUCUCUUGUCUUUCGCCUUCACUCUGUCUUCUCCUUCCUUAAAUUGGACUACCAUGGAUUGUUGCCGAUGGGAAGGCAUUACUUGUGAUGUGGCUGGUCGAGUAACCCAUUUGCACUUAUCCUCCAAAGGCCUAAAACUCAAAGGAGGUAUUUUUUCCUCAUCACCACUCAGAAAUCUCACACAUCUGACCCACCUCAAUCUCUCUCACAAUUCACUUUAUGGUUCUUUAGAUCAAGCUGGAUUCAUCUUGUCCUUGGGUCCUCUUGAGGUACUUGAUUUGAGCUUUAACCUUCUUUCUGGAGAGCUACCAGGUUCUCUAUCCAAUAAUAUUCGGAUGGUGGAUUUGUCUAGCAAUCGCUUCCAUGGUGCAAUUCCAUCCUCCUUCUUCCAACAAGCAAAGAAUUUGACUCGAUUCAAUGUCGCAAACAAUGACUUCUCCGGUUAUAUCCCGUCAUCUAUUUGUGUCCAUUCUUCUUCCUUGAUUAGGCUAUUGGAUUUUUCCCAUAAUAAUUUUGGAGGCAAUCUCUCUCGCGGACUAGGAAACUGUUCCAAACUGGAAGUUUUCCGUGCUGGUUACAAUAACCUCUCAGGAUCACUUCCAGAAGAUAUCUAUUAUGCUACCGCACUAGAAGAAAUUGCAAUCCCUGCUAAUUCCUUUUAUGGAGGCAUUAGUAACAGAAUUCUUAACCUCACUAACCUCGCAAUCCUUGACCUCUACUUAAAUAAUUUCAGUGGCAUGCUUCCAAUAGAUAUUGGUAAGCUCUCCAAAUUGAAAGUCUUGCUCCUUCAUUCCAACAAUCUAGAAGGUUUCUUGCCACCAUCUUUGGUGAAUUGCACAAACCUUUUGGAACUGAAUCUAGGAUUCAACCUUUUGAAAGGAAAUAUCUCGGCUUUUAAUUUCUCCAGACUUGGUCAACUUCGUAAACUGGACUUCAUGAGUAAUCAUUUUACUGGUAUCUUGCCAAUAAGCCUUUACUCAUGCAAGUCCCUUAGAGCAAUUCGACUAAGCUUAAACAACCUAGAGGGACAAAUACAACCCGAGAUUGUCUCAUUGAAACACUUGUCCUUCCUCUCACUUUCUGGGAAUAGACUGACCAAUGUCACAGGUGCUAUGAAUAUAUUGAAGGGCUGUAGACGUCUCACGGUACUCAUCCUUUCAACCACUUUUAUAGGUGAAGAAAUGCCGGAUGGUGCCCACAUGGCUGACUUUGAUGGAUUCCAAAAUCUUAGGAUUUUGGCUUUGCGUGGUUGUGAGCUCACCGGUCAAAUACCUAUAUGGUUUUCUAAGCUCAAGAAGCUAGAGAUCUUGGAUGUGUCUCUUAAUAGAAUCACAGGCUCAAUUCCUACUUGGUUGGGGACUUUUCCAAUGCUCUUUUCUAUAAACUUGGGGUCCAACCUAAUAUCAGGUGAAAUUCCGAAAGAACUUUGCACACUACCAAUGUUGUUAUCUGAACAAACUGCAGCUCAAGUAGAUCAUGGUUAUCUUGAAUUGCCUUUCUUCGCCUCCCAAGCCGUGCCUGAUGCAAGUAUUUUACAGUUCAACUCUUUGUCUUACUAUCCACCAUCGAUAUUCUUAGGCAACAAUAGCAUCAGUGGCAAUAUACCUACUGAGAUAGGAAAGUUGCAACGUCUCCGUACAUUGGAUCUCAGUGCCAACCAGGUGUCUGGCAACAUUCCAGACCAAAUAUCUAAUCUAAAAAAUUUGGAGAAGUUGGAUCUUUCAGUGAAUCAUUUGUCUGGAGAAAUCCCACCUUCAAUGAAAAGUCUUAGUUUCUUGUCAUAUUUUAAUGUCUCUUAUAAUAAUUUGGAAGGAGAAAUACCAAAAAGCACUCAGCUCCAAGGCUUGAAUGUCUCAGCAUUUGAGGGGAAUCUGAAGCUUUGUGGUUCCCCGCUUCUAAAUCUGUGUCAAUCAUUCAAUGUUACUGAUACAGAUGAUGAUAAGAAUGACGGGAAUCAAAUUCUAGGGUUUCAUAUUUCCGUUGUGCUUGGCUUCACUAUAGGGUUAGUGGGAGUUUGUGGUUCCUUAUUGCUUAUCAAGACCUGGAGAGAUGCAUAUUUCAAAUUCCUGAAUAAUGUUCAAGAUAGGCUCAAAUGCUGAAUGAGAUUGCACGUACAGUUCGCUUGGCAAGCGAUUCGAAAGAACUCUUUGAGCCAAACUGAACACUUCUCUCUCUUGUCGUUUUCCCUCUCCCAGUUUUCUCCUUCCUUGAAUUGAACUUGUAGUAAUUGCUGCUACUGGGAAGGCAUCACUUGUUAUCGGGAUGGUGUUAAGAAAAUUGAAGAGUCAAAGUCAAGAAAGUCAAGGUCAACGGUGCAUACACCUCCUAUGUGGUAUAAAUAGGGAUAAUCACUUUUAGUAUAAUCAGUUGCAACCAUUAUACA
This is a messenger RNA of Rosa chinensis, 2505 nucleotides long. Its product is annotated as receptor-like protein 2. Bases 14 to 2221 code for a protein of 735 amino acids. Gene Ontology annotation, molecular function: protein binding. The transcript is spliced from 2 exons. NCBI's taxonomy places the organism in Eukaryota, Viridiplantae, Streptophyta, Magnoliopsida, Rosales, Rosaceae. The record is from RefSeq and is a predicted model, not a curated record.